This is a messenger RNA of Rattus rattus (black rat), 228 nucleotides long. Its product is annotated as transmembrane protein 258-like. Bases 1 to 228 code for a protein of 75 amino acids. Gene Ontology annotation, cellular component: membrane-bounded organelle. Gene Ontology annotation, biological process: protein N-linked glycosylation. The record is from RefSeq and is a predicted model, not a curated record. Lineage: Eukaryota; Metazoa; Chordata; Mammalia; Rodentia; Muridae. The transcript has a single exon.
AUGGAGAUUGAGGCCAUGAAUAGGUAUACCAACCCAGUGAACCCUCACCUGACUGUGGUACUUCUGGCCAUCAGCAUGUCCUCCACCGCCUGGUUCUUCGUUUAUGAAGUCACCUCUACCAAGUACACGCGCGAUAUUUUCAAAGAGCUCCUCAUCUCCUUGGUGGCCUCACUCUUCAUGGGCUUUGGAGUCCUCUUCCUCGCGCUCUCGGUUAGCAUCUACAUAUGA